Messenger RNA from Pristis pectinata (smalltooth sawfish), 4353 nucleotides. RefSeq names its product phospholipase B1 (gene plb1). The record is from RefSeq and is a predicted model, not a curated record. Lineage: Eukaryota; Metazoa; Chordata; Chondrichthyes; Rhinopristiformes; Pristidae. Gene Ontology annotation, cellular component: brush border membrane. Gene Ontology annotation, molecular function: phosphatidylcholine lysophospholipase A1 activity; retinyl-palmitate esterase activity; A2-type glycerophospholipase activity. Gene Ontology annotation, biological process: phospholipid metabolic process. The coding region runs from base 1 to 4353 and encodes 1450 amino acids. The transcript has 54 exons.
AUGGAAAAAGAUGACCCUUGGAAAUGGUAUGAUGGGCAGUGGACAGCUAACAAGAGGUGCGAGAGCAGCCUCAGCAGUGAGUCCUUCUUCAUUGGGACACUGAGGCUCUCAUGUGAUGCAUCCAAAUGGAGGGUCUGUGAGCUCGUCACUCAAAGCGUCAUGGAUCCUUGGGUUGGCUGUGCUGAGGGAACAUUUUCCAGCCCUGCUUCUGUUUCGGUCCACACCUUGAGACCAUCAGAGGUCAAGGUUGUUGCAAUGAUGGGAGAUUCGCUAAUUGCAGGUUCAACACAGGCCACUGAACAAACGGCGAGGAUCGGUGAGGAUCCAUCUCCCAGGAUGCAAGGUUCCUUUCCAGAUAUUUUGAAAUCAUUUAAUCCUGACCUUAUUGGAUACUCUUCAGACAACAGAAACCACGACAAUUCACUGGACCAGUCUACUCUGAGAGUGAAAGCUGAGGAAUUGCCGGGGCAGGCUCUAAAACUGGUGAACAGUUUAAAAAGUCAACCGGAAUAUUACUCACCAGAAAAUGUUGCAUUCAGAAUUAAAGAGGCUCUGGAUAUACUGUAUCAAGAGGUGCCUCGAACCUUCGUGAAUGUUGUGGAGAUGCAGGACAUCGACCUCCUCCUCCAACACUACGACCUGGGACUCUCCACAAAUGAACCAAGGAAUUUUUGUGACUGCCUGGUCAAACUCCACAACUCAGGAAAGUUAUCGGCAUACAACAUUAGCAGGGACUACAGGAAUGCCCUUCAGGAACUGGUGUAUUCCGGGAUCUAUGACAAGCGCGAGGAUUACACGGUGGUUCUGCAACCCUUCCUUAGGAACCUGGAGCUUCCACUCACUGCAGAAAUGCCCUACCUCUUCACUUACCAGAAUAGCGACUAUGGAGUGAACCUGCGAGCAGAGGCCAGAAGCUCAGGUUUGAAGGAUUUUGGCAGUGAAGUGACUUGUACGGAGAGGGCGCCAUCUGAUACUGUUCCAGUCUCAGUCCACAAGCUCAGACCGGCAGACAUAAAGGUGAUUGCUGCCCUUGGAGACUCUAUCACAGCAGGUAAUGGGGCAGGAUCAAAGCCCAAUGACCUAGUUGGCGUUCUCACCCAGUUCAGAGGUCUCUCAUGGAGCAUCGGGGGAGACAAGAAUAUAACAACUGUUACCACACUGACAAACAUUCUCCGAGAGUUUAACCCUUCUUUGAUUGGAUACUCCACUGAUACUGGUCAUCAAGACACCCCACAGGCUUUCCUGAACCAGGCUGUUAUGGGAUCUGUUACUGGGGACUUGAUGGCCCAGGUCAAGAGAAUCUUGCAGCUUAUGAAAAAUGAUUCGAGAAUCAAUUUUCAGGAAGAUUGGAAGAUAAUUACCCUGUUUGUUGGAGGGAAUGAUCUUUGUGAUUAUUGCAAGAAUACUUGGUCCAGUGCUCACAGCUCCAGUGACCUGGCUUCCAUCCUGACCUUUGAUGUUGCCUGUGUGAGAAGUGCAGCAAAGGUUCAUCAGACUGGCUCAAGUAUCUCAUUUGAAGAGGGACUGAGCAGGUUGAUUUGCAAGUGUGUCAUUAACCCUACGGACAACUCAGCACAGCUGAGUGAACUGAAAGCCCUAAAUCGGGAAUAUCAGAAGCGAACACACUUGUUGAUCGAAUCUGGAAGGUAUGAUACCAGAGAAGACUUCACCGUGGUCAUCCAGCCAUUUCUCGAGGACAGCCAAAUACCAAGAGACAAGCACGGCAUGCCCGAUAAAUCCUACUUUGCAGCAGACUGCUUUCAUUUCAACGUGAAGGCCCAUUCCCAGGCAGCGCGGAGUCUGUGGAAGAACUUGCUGGAACCGGUGGGCAGAAAGACAAUGAAUCAGUCAUUUGAUGAGCCCAUUUACCUCAGCUGUCCUUCAAAGGACGAGCCUUACUUGAGAACAUACAAAAACAGCAAUUAUACUUAUCCAAAUAACUCUGGGCAAGCGACCUCAGUGGCCCCCGUGAGCACCGAGACGACAGUUGCACCAUCGCACAAGCCAUCUAUGACACAAGUGUCCUUACAAACAACUCCAUCCAUCACUGGAACCACAAGAGAGCCCAGUCAGAUUUAUGGCAGUGAGCUGCUUUGCAAAGACAGGACUCCAUCAGAUGUCAUUCCAAACUCAGUUCAUUCUUUGAGACCAGCAGAUGUGAAAGUUAUCGCCGCAGUGGGAGACUCUCUGACGGCAGGCAACGGCAUAGGCUCGAAACCCAAUGACAUUCUGGAUGUGUUAACGCAGUACAGGGGGCUGUCCUUCAGUAUUGGAGGGGACGGAUCAUUGCGAAUCACCACAACUCUACCAAAUAUCCUCCGUGAAUUUAACCCUUCUUUGACUGGAUUUUCAACUGGGAAAGGGAAUCUUGAGAAGCCGAACGUAUUCCUGAAUCAGGCUUUCCCUGGAGCUUUGGCUGGAGAUCUUCCAGGUCAAGUGCGAAAAUUGCUGGACAUCAUGAAAAAUAACACGAAAAUUGAUUUUCAGAACGACUGGAAGAUCAUCAACCUGUUUAUCGGGGGCAACGACUUGUGCAAUUACUGCACUGAUUCGGCCCAUUUUUCUGGUAUAAACUUUGCUAAGCGGAUUGAGGAAGCACUGGAUAUCCUCCACAAUGAGGUUCCCAGGGCAUUUGUCAACUUAAUCGAGGUUUUGCAACUCAUUCCAUUGCGAAGCCUUUAUCAGGAUAAGAAGCUGAGCUGCCCCAGAACACUUAUGAGGAUGUUGUGCUACUGUGUCGUGAAGCCUAGUGAAAACUCUCCAGAGUUGGAGAUGAUGUCUGAAGCAAACAGGGCCUAUCAGCGCAGCACUCAGAUGCUUGUUGAAUCCGGCAGGUAUGACUCCCGAGAAGAUUUCACGGUCGUCUUGCAGCCUUUUUUCCGCCAUGUGCAGAUCCCAAUUUUAGAGAAUGGACAUCUGGACACCUCGUUUUUUGCCCCAGACUGUUUCCAUUUAAGUCAGAAGUUCCACACACAGAUGGCAAGAGCUCUCUGGAAUAACAUGUUACAACCAGUGGGUGAAAAGUCCGAUUUCCAAGAUGUUACAGCAAACAUCUCCCUGAGCUGCCCAUCACAGGAUCAACCCUUUCUUCGAACAUUCAGGAACAGCAACUAUACAUACCAAGGUGCAGAUCCAACCGCCGACCCCCCUGAGAAUUGGGGGAGUGACCUCGCCUGUGAGGAAAACCUACCGUCGGAAACAGUACCAACAUCGGUUCACAGAGUUCGGCCUGCUGAUGUUAAAGUCGUAGGAGCACUGGGGGACUCAAUAACCGUUGGAUUCGGAGCGCAGGCAAAGAAUUUGUUUCAAUUGCGAACUCAGUAUCAAGGUGUUUCAUGGAGCAUUGGUGGGGACAAAACACUUGAGGCUGUGACUACUCUUCCCAAUAUAUUGAAGAAGUUUAAUCCAAAUAUCUAUGGCUUUGCCUCAGGAAUUGGAAAACGGAAAAGCAAAUUCAAUGUGGCAGUCCCAGACUCAAAGGCCAAGGAUAUGGCAGAACAGGCCGGUAGUCUGAUCCAGCUGAUGAAGAAGAGUUCAAAAAUUAAUUUCGAAAAGGACUGGAAAGUGAUCACUCUCUUCAUCGGAGCCAAUGACCUGUGUGAUUACUGCAUGAAUAAGGAGACCUAUUCUGCUGAUAAUUACGUGAAACAUAUUCAGGAGGCACUGGAUAUCCUGCAGGAACAGGUGCCAAGAGCUUUUGUAAACAUCAUGCAAAUACUUGAGAUGAAAGGCAUUCGAAGGAUUAAGAAGAACACAAUCGGCUGUGCAUUGCUUCAGAAGAACAUCUGUCCCUGCUUUCUAAAGCUGCGAGAUGAUUCUCCUGAAUUGAGCGAAAUGUUAAGAGUUAACAGAGAGUAUCAGACCAAAUUGACUGCACUGAUUGACAGUGGAAGAUAUGACACAAGUGAAGACUUCACAGUUGUUUUGCAACCUUAUUUCACAAACACAAUCAUUCCAUUGAACAUAAUGGGCCUGCCAGAACUGGGCUUCUUUUCAGUAGAUUGCUUCCACUUAAGCGAACGAGGACAUGCCGAGAUGGCCAUUGGCCUAUGGAACAACAUGCUGGAACCAGUUGGACACAAGCAAAAUUACAACAAUUUCACCUAUGACAGAAACAAGCUGAAGUGUCCGAGCUCUGACUCACCUUACUUGUUCACGCGUAAAAACAGUGCAGAGGAACCAGAGGUCACACCUGGAAGUGAGGCGGAGCAGAGCAUUUGGGCGGCUGUACUCAUAGCCAUAGCAGGGGUGAUCGUAGGAGCAGUGCUUGUCCUGAUCAUGGCAAAGCUGAGAUUCCCGAAAUGCAGACAGCACGAUGAGAAUCCGCUGGAGCUGAAUGGAAUUAAACUAUAA